AGGUCACCAUGACAUCCAUGGGUCUGAUAACAAUGAUGGUGGCUGUGUCCUUCGUCAACUCUGCAGCGCCACUCUUGGGUACCAGCGACAGCAGAAUUCGCUCCAACACACUAGAGAAAGCACGGCCAUCUCGUUACAGUAAUCUGAUAUCUUCCAAGUACAGUAGCAACAUCGGCCGCUCCUGGUCGGGUGACCUUGAUAGCAUGAAGCGGAGUUGGAGUGGAACCACUCCUCCUAAGCCUCCUCCUUCCAGGCAUAUGUUCGGGAGCUUAGAUUUGUCAUUACUGGAGGGGGAGGGGUCACAGAUUAGCUUUAAAUCAACAGGUUCGUUAAUUAAUGUAUAUCUUUAUCAUUUUACUUGGAUUCUUUGGAAGCAACAGAACAGCCACAAAAGAUAAUGUCUGUUUACGGAGUUGAUCUCCUUGCUCAUAAGGAAACGAUAGAAAAGAAAGGAGACAAGUGUUCCUUAACACUCGUGACUGGGCUAAAAUUUAACAUAACAUACACCCUGAAACGUUGCACUAGAAGUCACAUCUACUUAGACCUGUACAAUAAACUACAAAUGAAGACAUCUUCACUGUACGAGAAUCUCAACAUCGUUCACGGGGAAUCGUCAAGAGGAUGGUGUAAGCACAGCGGCACCAAACUAGAGGAGUCAAAAGAAAAUCUCUACCGUAGAGAGAACUAUUCUUAUCCCAAAGAGGAUGCAGCUGGAAAUGACAAUAUUGAAAGUGUAAAGAAUAAAUGUCUCACCGAGUUCAUUGAGGGUGAAUUAUGCAGAGGGAUAACUUUGAUGAAAAACGGAGAAUACUCACUCCGAGUGGGGGACUUUCCGAUACUGUCAUUUGACGACGAUGCCAGCUAUAUCAACGGCCCUUGUUUAGAUACAGGACGGUCUCCAAUACCACUUUUACCAGUUUUGGAGUUCCACAAGGUUGAUGUGAGCGUCAAGAUUUCUCAUAUCAAUAUAGAUCCUUUGAAGGACUUUGCUGAUCCUGAACAUACGAAUUUGGAAGUUCAACGACGUUGGAGAAGGUACGAACUCGGAAACAUAGAAUCUGGGCAGCUAGUUAACUUCAAAGAUAUCACAUACAAUGUUGAUUUUGACAUGGAGAACUUACGUAAUUUGGAGAAGACUAAGAGUAUGUAUAUGCCGCUGAGUGUGUCUUAUAGCAAUAGCAUGAGCCUGUCUGACUACUCCUCGUCAGAUGCUAUCCAACUGAAUCGAUACUCAAAUGUUGCCAUAAGCGAGGGAAUGUUUAUUCAAGAGGAAUUUAAUUCUAAAACCAACAGUAAAGGAAAAUUCUUCAAAUUGAGCGAUGGCGAUGCAGGCGGACCUGUGAAUUUUGCGGCAAAUUUUGUGUGGAACGAUGGAAUGAUGAUUCGUGUCGAAUUGAGAUACUGCAUCAACGAUAAAUCGGUGGAGGAAUCAGCAACGAGUGAAAUUGAACAAUGUCUUAAGAAUGAAAAUUGUUGCGGUCUUGACAACGAUAAACUAGUGGUGGAAAGUUGCUCAACUGAUAAUGUUAUCAUGUGGAAAGGAUUUUGCGGAGACGAUAGUUCAGAAAAAGAGGAGAGGAGCCAUUUCAACACUUUUCCGCCAACCAGAAUGAACAUAGAACCUUCUACCCAGAAAAUUAUGGCACAUCAAUUCAGAUCCUUGCCAAAGAAAGAUAACGUGUUGAAUUCAACCACGGAUACACAAUGCAAAUUUUCAAGUAACGGAGGAUUUUCGAAUAACAUUACAGCUUUGCUUACAUUCAAAACUUCUCAAGAUGGCUUCCGAUUGUUUAUUCAGACACCGAAAGAUACAAUAGAAACGUUCGUGAGAGUCAAUGAAAGUGAAAACCAAUCAGUAAUGCACAUGAUAACUCUGACAGAUUCAGUUGAAAGUGUAUAUUUAAAAGAAGAUAAUGUCAAUGACUGCAGCUUGAUAACCUACACGGCCGGUAUCUGUGGACCUCUAUUCACUCAAAACGACUAUGGUUACUUUUUUCUGGACCGGGGAGAAUAUGGCGACAAAGUGAAUGUCCCGUGUACUGUUAAUAGUGAUAAGAAAUCUUCUUGGGAAUGCAACGCCGGAACUUGGAGACAGUCUGAAUCAAGCGAACAGUGCCCCUUCUAUCAGUGUUAUAAUAGGGAAGGAAGACUUCACGAUUCUACCUACACAAACAAUUCGAGGAUUUUCCAGAUCUUGAAGGACGGUGCCGAUAUCGAAGGUAAUUGCUGCGGAAACGGAAAAUGGACGGCUCAGUGUUCUGAAGAUUACUCUAUCAACUACGAUAACUGCUCAGCUUUACUACCAUGUGAUAGUACAGAGAUAUUAGAAUUCGAAGUUAAAGAGCUUGAGGGAACUUCUAUUGGAUCUAUUGAAGUUUCAGAGUUUUUGUCUGCCAAAUCCCAGAUGGUUGUUAGUUGUGGAUACGGUAAUGGGUCUGUUACGAUCAAAUGUGAUGGAUGCACUGGUAAACGAUCAGUUGAAGAGAAUACGUGUACUCACCAGAUUUGUGUGACUGAGGGAAAGACCAAAACUUUGAACCUGACUUGGAAUAAGGAAGAUAAUAUUAAAUACUUUCCUACUGAUUACCCGUACACUUUAGAGGGACCCUUUGAAGUUGAUGAUAAUGUUUCUGUUCCUUGUCAAUAUGGAGGCGAAGUUAAACUCAGUUGCUCUGGAAGUAUUAUAGUCCGUGAUUAUGGCUCAUGUACUCCUGCCCCCAAGUGUAGCGCACAAGAAGUUCAACUUGGCCCUUUAAAAGGGAACGUCACCUUCGACCAAGUUUUUGCUGGAGAGACUCAAACCAGCCUUUGCCCUAUUAGUGAAGACAACGAAUCACAUGCGACAGUUAUUUGCAACUCUGAUGGUGAAUGGGGAGACAUUGAUCACAGUAGCUGUGGAACAGGACCCUGUAGCGAGACAACCUUUAGCAAGAAUGGCGUUAGAUUUGUUGUUAAAGAAACGGAUUUAGAUACAGUUUCAAGCUCCACAGAGUGUUACUUUGAAUCAUGCCUUGAUGGUGAGAAUUGUCCACUGCUGGAUAUGUGCUCUGAUGGAACUUGUGGUUCUAAGCGUUGUUCGUCUUCGCUAGGGGGGUAUAGUACAGACACAGACUACAGCACCUGCCGUUUCAACUGUACUUACGAAGAAAAAGGAAUGACUGAAGCUAAAACGAUUGAGCAUGGAACCUUUGGCUCAUUUAAAUGCAUAAGAAACAAUGGGGCAAUAGGGUUACGAUAUGUGGAUUGUAAAAAUGGAGAAGUAACGAAGAAGUCCUGCGGUUUGAUGACAUGUCCGUACACAGGUGGAUCAGGGUGUGUGGAAACAGACCCAGAAAUGUUAAAAGGAGCGAAUCCCAGUGAACUUGCUGCCGAUCUUGAUAGCUUUCUUGACAAUGUUGACUUAUCAUCUGCAAAAGCGAAAUCAGAUACUAAUAAUGUUGUUUCUGCUGUGAUGACGAACUCACCUGAUGGACCCAAGAGUCAAGAGGAAAAAGCCAACAUUGGGAAAGUUAUUGACAAAGUCGCAAUCAACUUGGCUAAAUCAGGGGGAAUGAUCGAAUCAGCAGGUGUUAAAAUGUAUGGAGUUACUGGGAGUGAUUUACUGAAAGGAGGCAGUAACUUCCUUACAGACAAUAAAAUCGAGGGGACUGGAUUUAACGGGAAUGUUGGGUUUUCCCUGUUUGAUGAUAUGGAGCUGUUCACACCAAAGAAUACAACGAAAGAGAAAAUGGUCGGCACAGCUGUUAAAAGCAUCACGACAGAGUUCAAAAGCGACAACAUUAAUGUCAAUUUGAGUUUCCCUCUGAAAAUUAAAUGUAAUACCAGUACAACACAAUGUCGUUAUUUGGACCCGUCAACGGGACAGUGGUUAACUGAGGGAGUUACAACAAUUUGUGAUGGAAGAAAGACGAUUUGUCAGUCCACGCAUCUCACCAGUUUUGCAGUUCUGGUUAGCUUGGAUCUUAUUGAAGACCCAGCACAGAGUAUAGCUACGAAAAUAAUGCUCACCAUAUCUGUUGCAUGUCUAUCUGCUACUGCUAUCGCCUUUAUUCCUUUCAGAAAACUUAGAAAUCGGGAUAUCAUCCGAAUUCACCUCUGCUUAAUAUUUUCAUCUAUCAUUGCGAAUCUGGCAUUCCUGUCAUUGGAGACCACUAUUGGGAGCGUCACUGGAUGUUACAUUUCUACAUUUGUCACCCACUUUGCGUGGCUGUCAGUGUUUGGCUGGAUGAUGGCCGAAGGUGUGACCAUGUAUAGACAAACAGUUCAAGCUUUAAAAUCAUACGGCAAGAAGAUAGAUUACUACACAACUAAAUGUGCUAUCAUUGUACAUACUGUUGCUCUAAUUCCACCGAUCAUUGGCGUAGUCCUCCACUUCAAAAUGCCAGACAUCCAAUUCCAAUAUAUCCGAGGAGGGUUUGAGUUUGACAAUGUCUGCUUCCUAGACACACCCAACACUCUUAUGUACCUUUUCCUUGGACCGCUCUAUGUGGUGGUGUGUUUUUCUCUAUUCUUCUUCGUCAGAGUGACACUAGUGGUGGUGAAGUCGAAGAGACAAAGCACCAGCAAGUCUCAAGAUCAAACUAGCUUCUGGAAGAAACAAGCGAAAGCAGUUGGCUCGAUAGCCACAGCGACGGGUAUCGCCUGGGUGGUGGCACCCUUUGUUAUCUUGGACACCACAGGUGGACACUACAGCACGAUAUUACAAUGGGUCUUCAACAUAGUUCUCGGGAUGCAGGGAGCAAUCACCUUCCUUGUUCUUGUAGUUCUUUCUGAUGAAGUUAAGAAUUGCUGGCGGGCUGCAUACAAGGGAUCCCAGAUGGAGAAGAUGGGGGAUGCCUUUGCUUCCAUGGGACAUGGGCUUGGGGAGCUUCAUAUGCGAAAAACAACGAUACAAUACCGAAUCGAUCCGCAAGAAAUACUUGCUAAACUCAACUUUAGACAGGUAAUAGCUCCACGACAGCGACAGUCACAACCACAAUGUCAAACUAUAAGUGCAUCUAGCAGCAAUUCUGGUAACACUAACAGCGUUUCAACGGUGAAGAGCAAGAGGGCAAAGCACCAUGACAACACCCGUUGUAACAGAAAGUCUCAAGAGCCCGGCACUACCAUCUUCGAACAUACUAAGUCAUCCCACUUCUUGAGCAUCAUCGGACGAUCUCAUUUCCACAACAUUUUCUCCAAAGCACAAUCCCAUGGUUCACUGGUGGACGAAUCAACACAUUCUAGUGGACACCACAGUAAUCACCAUAACCGAGCAAACACCCCAAACGAUGUGUUCAGUCCAGUUGAGGAAGUCAGUGAUAUAUUCAAUCAAGGUAGUGACUCGUGGGUGAAAUUUGUAGAGAAAGCGGAGGGAGGGAUGGUUCCCUCGGAAGCAGGCAUAUCUAUUGUAGUCCCGCGGAGGAGAACGGAUAUUGCUUCUGACUCUGGUUUCCAUGGAGAUGAAGACAUGAGCACUAGUUGUUGAGUUUUCCCUUUUAGUUAUUGUCAGUUUUGCAACCGUGCUGAAUGUUUUGUGGAUUAAUUUUUUGAUGAAUUAACAAUCGAGUGGUUAGUCAGCUUUUUUUGAGUGCUCUACUUUGAAGGCAAAGCUUAUUUUGAAUUAAAAAAAAAAAAACCUGAUCAAGAGAAACGUGUAAGCGAACGAAUUUUUCUUAUUACGUGUGAUUUUUGGCACUUUCAAUCUUGAUUUAUUGAUUUCCGUAAACAUUUUUGAUUUCUACUAUUCUU
This is a messenger RNA of Bolinopsis microptera, 5730 nucleotides long. RefSeq lists its product as uncharacterized. Gene Ontology annotation, molecular function: G protein-coupled receptor activity. Lineage: Eukaryota; Metazoa; Ctenophora; Tentaculata; Lobata; Bolinopsidae. Bases 398 to 5467 code for a protein of 1689 amino acids. Gene Ontology annotation, biological process: G protein-coupled receptor signaling pathway; cell surface receptor signaling pathway. The transcript is spliced from 32 exons. The record is from RefSeq and is a predicted model, not a curated record. Gene Ontology annotation, cellular component: membrane.